UUUUCUAGUUGCCUCAGUUCUGUUUGUAAUAUUUGUAGUAUAUGACUUUAUCUUAUUCCAGGUCCGACCUUACAGUAGGUGAUGAGGUGAUGGACUCACUCGCCCCAUUUAUUGUUCUGAAGGGCCAUGACACAGAUACACUUGAAGGUCUUUCACUCAGACAGCUAGAAGAAGGUAUAUUCUUCAUGGUUUCACCAAAUCUGAAGAAGUUCACAAAACUACGUUCACUUGACCUCCAGGACUGUAACAUAUACUUACAAGAAGGCAAAACAAGGAGUAGGACCAUAGGAAGGGCCAUUAUGGUCAGGACUUUGUCGUGCUUUGAGAAUCUAGUCCGGUUAGAUCUGAGUUUCAAUUACUUGUUGGGAUGUUUGGGAGAAAUUUUGGACUCAUUAAGGCUUCCCUUAGAAUUUCUAAGUCUUCGGAACUGUGACUUGAACGAUCAUGACUUGGAGUGCUUGGGCAAUUCAAAACAUGCACUUUCAUUGCAGGAAUUGAACCUGAGCAAAAUAUGUCAAUUUUCGAUUUAUGACAAUGACAGAAUUUCAUCCAUAAACUUGUUCAAGGUUGUGUUUUGUUUCAAGAAUGUUAAGCUGCUCAACUUGGCACAGAAUCACUUUCAGGAUGCCUCCAUUCCAAAUUUCUGUGAAAAACUUCCUCAGAAUUUGGAGAAACUUCAGUACUUAGACAUUGCUGGAAACGUGCUAACAGAGGAAAGCAUACUACAAAUAUGCAAAGCUCUUGCCAAAUUGAAGCACUUCCAGUGGUUUAGACUAACGUGUUCAACCAAUCUUCUAGACGAAGCUCUGGGACAUUUAAACCAAGCACACGAAAAUGCUUUGCAGGCAAAACUUCGAAUUUGUAACCUGUUGUCUGCUUUGGGAAGGAAAGAUAUCCACAUCGAAAUAGUGAGAUUGUCCUAUGCAAUAUUCGUUGAUCUCAUGGAUGUAAUGGAAGUAUAAGAAUUACUUGUGCUGUAGGGCAUAGUUCCUUUUCAUGCAUGUGUACAUGACAUUGAAAAAAGGGUCACUUAAUUACAUUUCCAUUGUGUAUAUAAGGAUGACAGUAUUCAUUGUUUUUCCCCUCAUUCCUGCUGGAUCAUAAAUAUGAAAAGAAAAAAAACCCAUUUGAUAUUGUUUUAUUUUGUAUUUUGCAUUAUUUGUAUUCUUUUUACAGAAUAAACAGUAUCACAAUUA
Messenger RNA from Saccostrea cuccullata (small rock oyster), 1196 nucleotides. RefSeq lists its product as uncharacterized. Gene Ontology annotation, cellular component: cytoplasm. The coding region runs from base 42 to 962 and encodes 306 amino acids. The record is from RefSeq and is a predicted model, not a curated record. The transcript is spliced from 2 exons. NCBI's taxonomy places the organism in Eukaryota, Metazoa, Mollusca, Bivalvia, Ostreida, Ostreidae.